GCCGGCCACGGAUUGGUCAGAGUGCUGUCACAGGAAGAGGCAUGAGCAAGACUUCCACCAAGAUUACAGAAGAUUACAUUAACAUCCUUUACUUUUUGAGUUCAGCAGACAAAAACGAACACAAGCUGAACAAACUUUUGGCAGAACACAAAAAAAUACAGAACAAAACAAAAAAGAACAAGACAAACAAUAAUGCACCAGUGGAAAUCUCUAAUAGUAAAUGAGACAAGAUGCAAACCCAGUCAAACAGGAAGUGUAACGUCAGCCAAUCACCCACAACUGUUUUCAUACUCGACGACAUCAGUCGAGAAAAGGCUGCAAAUGUAAAACAAUGAUGGAAGGAUUCGCUGCUUUCAUUCUUCUGACUGCAUUGUCUUUGACUCAAACUGCAGAGGUUCCUCAGCAAAUGUCUUUGGCCAUGGCUGAAGUUGGCGCUGACUUGAACUUGACAUGUCGAGUCUCCACUGCAGAGCUCAUUUUGUUUUUCUGGUAUAAGGUGAAAUUUGGAUAUAUGAUCCAAACUGUUGCUAAAGGAGCUGGACUUGUUGGGCAGUUUAACAACCCGAGAUUCAAAAUCAUAAGAAACGGUGAUCUAUACACACUUACCAUAGGAAAUGUAAGCAAAGAAGAUGAAGCAACAUACUACUGUCAAUCAGGAGAGCCCUACAUGGUUCCAUCAUUUCAAGGCACAAUUCUGGUGGUGAAUGAUCAUAAAAAUCUGGAGAAACAAGUCUAUGUGAAACAAAGACCGGAGUCAGAGUCCGUGGACGUGGGACACUCGGUCACUCUCGAGUGUUCACUCCUCUCCACGGACAAAGAAAACGCAGUCCAGUGUCCAGGCGAACACAACGUGCACUGGUUCAAAAGCGGAUCAGGAGGAUCAAACCCUGGCGUCCUCUACACAAACAGCAGCAGGAGGAAUGGACGAGAGGAGAAGACGUGCAUCUACAGUCUGUCCAAAACAAUCCAGAACUCUGCUGACACUGGGAAUUACUACUGCGCUGUGGUCACAUGUGGACGGAUUCUGUUUGGUGAGGGAACCAAAGUGGACACAAUGACUGCAUCCCUGCGCUGUGAGUGGAGAGAGAGAGGAGGCGUCAUCGCUGGGAGGGAAGUUUAAAAAGGAGAAGAGAGAGAUCGGGCAGGAGAAUGGCUCAAAAUGUCUUCGAUUUUUCUUCUCAGUUGGUUGGAGGCUACCGGAAGUCCUAUGAUUUGAGUUUAGUUCAUUUCAUCUAUUUUUCUUUUUGGGGAUGCGCUGGGUCCAGACGCUACCCACCUUUUGCUACUUUUGCCGGGAUCUCCAAUCUUUUUCUUUUGUUCACUUUGUGGCUGAAAUGAUGAGCUUAUUAAAAAAUAAAUAUGAGUUAUUAAUUGGGUCAUUUGGUGGCGUCCUUUUAUGUUCGCUCUCCUAUUGAGCCAUUGUAUUCUUUAAGGUGAGGCCGUAACAGUAGCAAAUUUGUAAUUUAGACAACAUUAUUGUUGUGUAAUUUAACAAAAUCUUAAGUGAAGAGCUGAGACAAAAAUUUUUUUUUUUACAAUUUCAUGUAGCAACCCAGCCCAUCAACCCGUUUCCUUGACUUCAAAGGACAUUACGUUCCCUUUGAUUCAUUUCCUGGAGACUUACUCUCACACACAUCUACUACUGGCCUAACGUCAGCCUAUAACCUUCAUUUGACCUAAAUAAAGACAUACAACAUGUCUUCACCUUAAAAUGUAAAAAUGUAGGCUUGUUUUUCCAAAGAGACAGAAAUAUUGCAGAUAAACAUUAAUUGCAGUGUUGAAAUUGUGACAUCUGGUGGUGCCAUUGUUGUAUAACUUUUAAUAUAGUGGAGUGGCUCAGUGGUU
Molecule: messenger RNA, 1845 nt
Organism: Solea senegalensis (Senegalese sole)
Lineage: Eukaryota; Metazoa; Chordata; Actinopteri; Pleuronectiformes; Soleidae
Exons: 4
Coding region: 332-1120 (262 amino acids)
Biological process (GO): response to bacterium
Source: RefSeq, a predicted model, not a curated record